GGCUGGCACUACACGAAGAGCGCUCUGACGGACACCCAGAGGAGAAAAAAAGGCUCCUAUUUCCAGCUCAAACCAACCCCAGCAUCGCGAGUGUGCUUUGAGCGCACAGUAGGAUCUUCGAGACAAACGCAUUUUCUUCUUCAUCUCGGAGCUGUGAGGCACAGAUGUCUGGAGAGAUUUACUGAGCAGCUGUUAUUGCUUGUUUGGUCGUGGGGCAGUGAUCACUGACAACAGUGUGGCAGAUAAUCUCAGAAGACCAUGUGGAUCUUACAGUUCAUCCUUCCUGUUUUAUUGCUAGCCUUAAAAGGUUCUUUGGCGCAGUGGACAGUGUGGAUGCCGAAGGAUAUUUCCACGAUGAGGAACUCCUGCGUUGUGAUCCCGUGCACUUUCAUGUUCCCCUCCAGCGUCCGGCCCUACGGGGUCCAUGGCAUCUGGUACUUUGGGCAGCCCUACCCAGAGCUGUACCCGCCCGUGGUGUUCAAAUCCAGGACAGAGAUCGUUCACGAGAGCUUCAAGGAUCGCACCAAGCUGCUGGGCGACUUGAAGCAACGCAACUGCACCCUGCAGAUCAGCAACAUCGGGAUGGAACACAGCGGAAAAUAUUACUUCAGAGCCGACCUGGGCAGCUCCAAUGUCUACACCUACCCCGAUUUCUCAGAAGUUAAAGUUUUGGACCAGCCUAUCAUUAACGUGCCAGAGGAGGUGGUCAGUGGCUCACCUCUGGAUGUCACCUGCUACGUUCCUGAUAACUGCCCCGACAUGACCCCAGAGAUGAAGUGGUUUAACAUUGAGGGGCUGGAGGAUCCUGAAAUCUCCAGUGACUACAUAGAGGACAGCAACACAGCCGUCAUGGCUGCUGUAUUGAGCUUCACCCCCUCCUACUUCCAUAAUGGAAAGGUCCUGGGCUGCCAGGUCCAGUAUCCCAACACCUCGCUGUCCUACGAAAGACUCAUUUCCUUAGACGUGAAAUACGCCCCCCGGGAGGUUGAGGUGAAUGAGUCCCUGGAUGUGAUGGAAGGCAUCAAUGUCUACUUGUCCUGUACGGUGGACAGUAACCCACCACCGAGGAUCACCUGGCUUCAGGAGGACACCUUGGUGUGGGAAGAGACGGGUCAGAACUCCACCCUGGUGCUCAUGGACAUAAAGCCCAACCAGGAGGGGCUCUACACCUGCAUUGCAGAUAAUGACUACGGAAGCAAGAACAGGUCCUUUUACCUCGCUGUCAAAUUCCCUCCGCGUGAUCCCUCUGUGAACUCCUCCCUCACAGUCCUGGAAGGCAGCUCCGUCAUUCUGCACUGCAGCACGGAAGGGAAUCCAGUGCCCACGCUCACGUGGUUCAAAGACGGGACCCUCAUCAGCAAUAUAGUGGCGUCAGACUUGAGUUUACUGGAGAUCCCCGACAUCUCCUACGAGGGGGAUGGGGAGUACCGCUGCCUGGCUGAGAACGAGCAUGGCAGAGCCAGCAGCUCCAUCAACAUCACUGUGGAAUACGCACCUGUAUUUCUGCCGGAGUCGAAAUGCACACUGAUCCGAGAUGGCAUUCAAUGCGAGUGCAUAGCAUCAGCGAACCCUGAGCCAGCGAUCCAGUUCCACCUCCCAGACCUCAACAUCACAAUCAACGAGACGGAGAGCCAGUUCAAUUACUACUCCCACACGGACGGCUACAUGACCACCAGCAUGAUCAAGCUGAAGGAGAAGCCUUCCUCGGGGCUCCACGUCUUGUGCACCGUCUCCAACAUGUAUGGGACAGAGACCGUCAAGCUGGAACUGCAGCAGGAAAAAAAGUUCAUUUUGGCCGUGGUUGUCGGUGCCAUAGGAGGCGUGGUCGUUAUUGCUUUCAUAAUCGCGGCUGUGUGCUAUAUCAGUCGCAGUCACCGGAAGGAGAAUGGCGCAGGCAGCGCUAGCUUUUCCCAGCAACCAGAAAACCCUCCGAUUCUCUACAGCUCCGUCAAGCAUAACCUGAGGAAGAAAGUGAUUAAGACAGAACUUUUGGGCACAAAGUUUAAUUCGAUCCUGGAAGAGCCAUACAUGGGUGAUGAGAAUGACUACCAGAAUAUCGGCGGCCUCUCUGAAUCAAACCAACGCCAAGAUGACGUGAACUACGCCUCUCUCGACUUCUCUGGCAGGAAAGCAGCAGAAGCCUCGGCUCAAACAGACAGCGGCAGUGACUACACAGAGAUUAAAACCAAAUGACAGAUUCUGUACAUGUGAUUCAAUCCGGCAGCAAUCUCUCGCUCCCUCCCUCCCUCCCUCCUCCCUUUCCCCAACACUGACUUCCUUCCAGUAGCUUGGAAUAACACAGCAAGAGCAGGAAUGAAUUGCCGAUUUGAGAAUUGUGUUUUUUUUUUUCUUGUUUCUUUUGUUGCCGGGUUGCUAGGAGAAUGUCCGAACGACAGAUUAUGGGGUAUGUUAUGAUUAUUUAUCAACAGCACGUUGUUCUCAGAAAAUUGGCUGAAGUAAUCUUCUUGUUAGUGUUUACUGAGAACUCACAGCAGUGUACGCGCAUUAACUGCAAUCCCAUUGGCUGAUGUUGUUUUGAGGACAUUUAGAAAGGUUUAUUUCAUCUUUCUGUUACAUCUUUCUGUUUAUUUCAUCUUUCUGUUAUCUUUCUGUAAUAUAUGUGCUGUUUUCUCUUACGGUUUUUAUUAACUGUGCCGUCCCGCCCCAAAACCGGCUUCACUUGUCCUACCAAAUAUGUCAAAUUGUUAAACUCAAAAUUGGUCAAAUAUAGUUGGCUUAUUACAAUAUUAUCUUCUAUUUUAAAUUGAGGGCAAUUACCCUCAAACAGUGAUAGCUACAAACAUUUCAAAGACCUGGUAGAAAGCGCUAUCUAUCCAGAGUCUAGCAGGCCUGAACGUCUUCAGACGUGUCAAAGCCUACCAGUUACUCUUGUGAUAUAUGUAAAUACCUUGCACGAUUCACUAAGUGUUAAACUAGCGUCUAGUUACCCUAGUCGUAACCUUCUAUAACCUGUUUUUGUUUGAUGUUGAAAGUUUAGAACUGACACGACUGUAUCUAAUAUAAUCUUUCUGACGUCUUUUAACCCUGUUCCGUGUUUAAGGUUUGAUUUAUGUGUGAACUUUCUAAGACAGUAUAGAUACCAUUGUGUGUUUGGUUUUUCUUUUGUAAUUGUCAGUGGACAUGACAUGUACGUGACUGUGUGGAUUCACUUGCAUUUAAUGCGAAUUUAAUAUAGAGUCUAAUCCGACUGCUCAGUUUAUCAGCAUUGUCAAGUGUGUGUAUACCUUUCUGGUUUUACCAGAGGAAAAGUUACAUUUUGCAUUUAUUUAUUGAAGGGGCUGCCUUAUUAUUUUUUUUGUUUUUAUCUCUAUUGUUGCCAUCGUUUCGAAUGUAUCCAUAUUUCUCUUAUGUGCUGUAGUGUCUAUUUGGGACCGGAAGUCAAUAUAUUAUUUAGAACAGAGUUCUAUUCUCUACAAAUGUCUUUUGCUUAAGAAACGGAAUCUCGUAUGAGGAAAUGUUACUCAGAUUCCUAGUUGCUUGGAAUUAUUAUUAAUUAGUCAUUUAGCAGGCACUUUUAUCCAAAGCGACUUACAGUCUAAGAGGUGAUCUGUGCAUCAGAACUGCUGCUGCAGAGUCACCUCGGUUUCACACAGAGACGGAGCACAAGGAGGGGAAGUGACUUGCUCAGGGUCACACAGAGUGAGCUGGUAGCUGAGCUGGGAUUGGAACUGGGAGCCUACUGGUAUUAAACCCUUUUCUUUAACCACUGAGCCACAGAACCUAUGACAAAGUCACACAAUCGUGUAACACAGCAAUGUGAGAAACGGUAGAAAUGAGAAAUGCAUUAACCAGCAAGUUGGAAACGUGAUCCCACAAGAGACGACUAAGCCAGGUUAUGUGGUUUAAAUUUCUACCGUGCAAGUGAAAAAAACAAACAAACAAACAAAAAAAACUUCAAGUAUAUUCCAUCUCCCUACAGUACAUCAUCAAUUCAAAAUGAAUCCAUAUUUACUCAAAACACUCAUUUGUUAUUACGAGAUCUGCAAAAGUGAGAAUUUGAAAAGAUUCUUAGUUUUUUGUUUCUGUUGAUAGGUUAGCAAUGAAAUGGAUUUCCCUGGUUUUCUUGUCUUGCAUUCAAUAUGUGUGCUUUGGUGCCCUAUUUUCCUCCAAUCUGCAUCCUGUACUUUCCUGAAUAUGUUUAUAAUACUUGUAUAUAAGAACCCUAUAAUGUAUUAACUGAAUGUAUUGAAUGAGUUAUUGUAUUGGUCAAUAACACUUUUACACAGUG
Molecule: messenger RNA, 4249 nt
Organism: Polyodon spathula (Mississippi paddlefish)
Lineage: Eukaryota; Metazoa; Chordata; Actinopteri; Acipenseriformes; Polyodontidae
Product: myelin-associated glycoprotein-like
Exons: 11
Coding region: 259-2193 (644 amino acids)
Source: RefSeq, a predicted model, not a curated record